AUGAGUAGUAGUACUUGUGCUCGAUCCAACUGUAAUAAACCCGUGUAUGUAGAAUCUAAUGGAUUGGUACAUCCAUUUUGUGGGAAAACAUGCGCAGCAGCAGAAAGAUCGGCGGCAAUCACUACUCUAGGAAAAUGUUCCUCCAAUUUUUGUUAUCGUCCAAAAUAUAAGGAAACCAAUGGAAAUAUUUAUGAUUAUUGCGGAAGAACAUGUGCGAUUAAAUCAUCAAUAAUAUCUUUGGAAAAAGAAGACCAACCGAAACAAAGUAUAUGUAAAGUGAAAUGUGCUCGAAACGGAUGUUCGCAAGAACGAUACGCUGACCCUAACGAGCCAACAAAAUUUUUUUCAUUUUGUAAUCGUAAAUGUUAUUGGGCGGAAAUUAAUUCAUUAUCCACCACCAAGAUCACGGUAGUUUCAAAUAUGGAUUUGGAUUAUAAUCGAAUUUCGGAUAAUUUCAUGAAAGUAUUACCUAAUAUUAAAAUUCAAGGAAUUUUACGACUUCAAAUGCCAAAAAAAAUUGGUGAAGCACAUUUAGAAUUACGCAAACAAAAGAAAUUUGUUCAUCAAAUGUAUCAUGGGACGAAAGCAAAUUGUAAUAUUAAAAAUCUAAUUAAUAAUCAAAACUUGCAAUGUAAUUUAAUCGGAGGAACAUGUGGAGUAUGUGGAAUUAUUCAAGAAGGAAAUUCCACCAAACAUUCUAGAUAUAAUGGACAAAUGUGGUUCGCAAGACAACCAUCAACUUCUAUGGGUUAUACAAGUGGUGAAUACAGAGCUAUCUUUUGCGUAGACAUAGCAACAGAUGAUAAUAUUAAUGAUUACUUAAUAAUUAAUUCGGAUGCAGUAAGUAUUUAUUAA
Diversispora eburnea is the source of this 855-nucleotide messenger RNA. The record is from the annotation of a GenBank genome assembly. Lineage: Eukaryota; Fungi; Glomeromycota; Glomeromycetes; Diversisporales; Diversisporaceae.